Pygocentrus nattereri (red-bellied piranha) is the source of this 6822-nucleotide messenger RNA. It is a transcript of the gene nagpa, whose product is annotated as N-acetylglucosamine-1-phosphodiester alpha-N-acetylglucosaminidase. The coding region runs from base 87 to 1841 and encodes 584 amino acids. The transcript has 11 exons. NCBI's taxonomy places the organism in Eukaryota, Metazoa, Chordata, Actinopteri, Characiformes, Serrasalmidae. The record is from RefSeq and is a predicted model, not a curated record.
GACAGUUCAGUGCUGGGAAGCUCAGGGGAACUCGAGAAUAAUGGAAAUACAGCUGUGUUUGAUCUAGCCGCUCGAGUUUUUAUCAUAUGGCAGCUCUGGUGGAGAAUUUACGACGUAUUUAUUUUCUCCUCCUGUGUGUUGGAGUUUGGGCGACGGGCAGCAGAGACAUCCGGUACUCUUUGGAUGAUGAUGUCUUGUCUCCCUACACCGGUUCUUAUGGCUCUUCUCACUCUCAUCGGUACGUGAGGGACUGUCAGCCAAUCACCCAUGGCAACGUAACCCACGAAACCUGGCCGGCCAGCAAUCACUCCGGGUCACCUGUGGUGGAGUCCAAGAUGUUCAUGUCGGACAUCAGCACCAAUUCAGAGACUCCUAAAUGGGUGAGUGGCCACAUCACCGUGGUUCAUGACCCUGUGAGGACAGUGUCUGUUCUAGAGCCUGGAGGCCCAGACGGCUGUGAAAAAUCCCGUAGAGAGCUAGUGGAGAACACUGCUAGAACGAGAAAGUGUCUGAUCGCCCAGAAUGGUGGCUAUUUUGACACGCUCAGUGGACACUGUUUAGGGAAUGUUGUGAGUGAUGGCAGACUGGUACAGAACAGCAGAGGACUGCAGAAUGCCCAGUUUGGCAUUAAAAAGGAUGGGACUCUUGUGUUUGGUUAUCUCUCUGAGGAAGACGUUUUGGAUGAGGUAAACCCCUUCGUGCAGCUCAUCAGUGGGGUGGUGUGGCUGCUGAGGGCAGGAGAAGUUUACAUUAAUGAGAGCAUGCAGGCCGAAUGCGACAGGACUCAGGAGACAGGAACGUUUCAGCGCUUUGUUGAGGUGAUGUCUGCCCGGACAGCAGUGGGUCAUGAUGUGGAGGGCAGACUGAUUCUCUUCCACGUUGAUGGCCAAACAGAUAGAAGAGGCAUGAACCUGUGGGAGGUGGCGGAGUUCCUAAAGAAACAGGGAGUCGUCAAUGCCAUUAAUCUGGACGGAGGCGGCUCUGCUACUUAUGUCCUUAAUGGCUCUCUGGCCAGCCUCCCGUCAGAUCACUGUGUUGAGGCAAUGUGGCGAUGCCCUCGAGCUGUCUCCACCGUGCUGUGUGUUCAUGAGCGUUUGUGCCAGCCAGAGGACUGUAGCCAACAUGGGGUCUGUGUGGAUGGCCAGUGUGAGUGCCAGCCCGGCUGGACCGGGCCCACAUGUGCCAAUUUAACAUGCCAGCCAGCAGCCUGUGGAGACCAUGGGAUGUGUACUCCAGAUGGCUGUGUCUGUGAUGCGGGGUGGAUGGGUGCCAAUUGUAGCCAAGAGUGUGCAGCAGGUUUCUAUGGUGAUGGCUGUAACCAGAUGUGCACAUGCGUAAAUGGAGGAUCUUGUGACUCUGUCCAUGGGCGAUGCUCCUGUCCUGCUGGUUUUUAUGGAGAUUCUUGUGAAGAAGAAUGUCCCCUGGGUUUCUAUGGGCUGCGCUGUCUGCAGCCGUGCCAAUGCAGUGACCUGUGCCCAUGUGAUCCUGUCACCGGCAGCUGCAAUAACACGCUGCAUGACCAGAGGAACAGCAGCCUGCAUAGAGCUGGUCACUGCCUGGCAACCCAAAUGUUGAAGGAGUGGAGAGAGCAGGAGGAGGCUCACAAACCAAGGCCUCAUCUGUCUGAGCAGAGCUGGCUGGUUAUCACCACUGUCUUGGCUGUUCUCUUGCUGACCAGUGUCACUGGAAACAUGAUCCAAGUGUGCCGAAGGUUCAGAGGCCAUCUGCAGGAGUACUCCUAUGUGCCGCUGGAGGAGAUGAACGGACGCACAGGACAGAGCACACAGCCUUUAAAGAGCCUCUUUCUACCAGAUGACUCGGACUCGCAAGACUCCCCAUGACCUGAACAGUGAUCAUAGACUCUGUAUGAUUAGAUCUGUGCAUCUGAAAGUAAGCAUGUCCUGAUGAAUACAUGAGCAUACAUGAGUCAGUAUUUGUAUUAUGGCCAAAACUGUCCUUACAUGACCACAGCUGCCCAAGUGAUCUCUGCCUGAGAGAGUUGCCUUUCUGACUCCAUCUGCAUUGGCUCUGGCCUUUAUUAGUAGGCCUGUCGCAAUUAUUACAUUAUUGUCUGAUUGUAAUUAUUUAAGUUGAUCGCACUUGUUUUUCAUAGUCAUAUGUUCACAUGGCAACAGAAUCUGAUGCAUUUUCAUCAAUGUGAAUCGAAUGCGUUUUCAUCAGUUGGGUUGAGGUAAAGGCUUUUACAUAAAAUAAAUUUUGCAAACACAAGAAAAGUGCUGACUUCUAACCAUGACGCCUUUAGAGGGCAGCGGCGAGUAAUGUGUUUGAGCUCAGGCUGUUUCUGUUGUGGAGUUGUGAGCUACUAAGUAAGUUUGGGCAGUAAUAUGGUAAUAAGGCACAGGGAGAUUCACUCGGAAGAGGCCCCGAAUAUUCUGUUGUAACUCCCAUUAGGAUGAAGCAAUCUGAACCAAAAACAUCCACUACGUACCUUGAUGUGUAAUUGAUUGCAGUACAUGCGAUGCUGGAAGUGAUCUCCGAUUUCUGCCAGACAGAUGAAGGGGUACGGGGGUAUGCACCUGGAAGUUGCGAAUGAAUGUUAAACGUUGCGACGGCUGUCCCGCGCCUACCUUGUUGCUUCGAUGCAGGGGAAUCCCAGCUUGUUCAAUCCCAGCGGUUGUUUUGGUCAGAUUGCUUUGUCCUAGAGAGAGUUAUCACAGAUUAUUUGGGCCUCUUUCGAGUGAAUCUCCCUGUGUAAUGCGUUGUUAAAAACUAUGCUAAUUAUGCAAGUGCACUUUUUUAAUAUGAAAUUUCUGUUCCACCUUCAAAUGGCACAUUCGAAAUAAACACAUUUCACCCAUUUAUAUUUUAGGGGUUCACUGAUUGGUAGUGAGGGAGCUCACUGGUGUGCCACCGAAAGAAGGGGGGGUUACUUUAAAAAACUAAGCAUGUUUGUAGCUUAGCAGCGACUAAGAGCUGUAGACACCACAGAAUAUGUUAAAUUUCAGUGCUCUCAGCUAUCUGCUAAGUAAGUGUCAUUUCAGCGUCAGUUAGCUGGAAAUAAGUCUGAACUAUGCUGUGUGGAAUGUUUGGCCUGCUAACUAAGCUAUCAUUAGCUUAGUCGACUUGCUACAGUUCUGAACACCACAGAACAGAUUUUAAUUCCUCUUUCUCUCACUCUGACACCAGUUGCUUGACUUUUGCACUCACACUUCAGCUACUUUAGCUUUUAAUCAUCUAAACUGAUGUCAGCAGAGCACCAGUUAGUCAGACUAGAACCUGAGCUGUGGUAUGUGGCACUGUUUGGGUCUGUAAUCUGUCCGCUAAGCUAACAUUAAGGCUAAAGAUGCAAACUCUUCACAACAGGUUUAGCUUUGCCUUUCUUUCGCUUCACCAACAGUUGCUUGACUACCCAGCUUUAAGCCCUCUUUUAAGCCCCUUUGUUAGCCAGAAUCCAACAUGUUCUGUGGUGAGCAGAGCUGUUAUCAUUCUAGAUAAGCUAAUGCUAAGUGGCUCCUCUCUCCUAGUUAGCAGCAUUCAUUAAUUCGGUGAAUAAUGGCUUGAGAAUUGUGCACUGUGUACACUUAUUUGGUGACCAUGUAUGCGAACAAACUUUUUCAUUAUUCUCAAUUUUGAAAUAAUGCAGGACUGCACAAAAUUGACAAAUGCUUUUACAUCUUCUACAGUGCUUUUAUCCUUUACCCUUUAACCCCACUGGUAUAUAUACUGCAGUAAUAUUUGGAGAUGGUUUGAAACAAUUGAAUACCACCCAACUCUACUACUAAAGUGCCAACAGCAAGGAAGCAAAUAGCUAGUCAACCAAUUUGGCUACUUUAGGCUUGUAUAUUGUAUACAGUGAACAUAAACGUUUAAUUAAAAUGUUAAUUGAAAACAUUUAUGUGGCAGUCAACCCUUAUUGUAACAGGACUUUUGGGAGUUUUGAGCCAUUUGUUCCUGCUGAUAGUUAAGGAUAUAUUUCACAAGGCAGGAUUUCUCAGUAAACUGGAUAGCCCUAAAGUGAGGACUGUCCGGUCAGAACAUGCCUCAUCUCUGCUGCUUUCAGGCAGGCUUGUCUUUGGAAAUUAAAGGAAAAAUGUUGACCUAAAACACAAUUCGAGUCAAUGGGCAGAUAUACUGUCUGCUCACAGUUCAAAUGUAGCUGUGUCAGCUAUGCCUUCUUGUGGUCAUAUCCCCGCUAGAAAGACAAAGCGAAUGUGCAAAAAUAUCAAAAAUGGAAAAAAUGGCACCUCAUUUUGAGGCUUUUACAGUCUUACUAACAGGCAUCUUGGCUCGGGUUCCAUGGUUUCUCAGUAUUGUCUUGUUUGGUGUUGUUUACUCCAUACUUCAGGAGCUUCCAUUUUGGUCACCAGGCUUGCAUAUUAACUUUAGAAAGGCCCUUCAUUAUCUUGAUGCUCCACUUGUUGCUCUAGCACCAGACCAGGUUGAACUGUGAAUGAAAAUUUCCUUACCUUUUUUUUUCCCUUCAUUCUUUUCCUUUUGAAAACGGUGUGACCCCAUUUGGCUUUUAUUAUUGUCUUGGCCUACAGUUUAUGUUGUCAUAAGCAGUUUCCUUUGGCACACAUUGUAAAUUCAUGCACUGAUUAGUUUUUUUGUAGAUUUCGAGAAGGCAAAACAAGGAAAUUCCCAAUGGACUUCGGACUUGACAGACUCAUUCAUUAGUUUUUUGCGAGGAUGUGUUUACUAAAAUGUUGGGAGGUAAUACCUAACUGAACAAGAGAUGUAAGGGCUAGGAUUAACUGGUUUCAGUGCCUUUUAUUACCUGCCGGCUCAAUAUUUAAAGGAAUUUUAUACAAUAUCACUGUACAAAGGUAAUCAGCUUGGCUCAGUAGAGCCUGUAGAGCCAUUAGUUGCAGCAAUACAGCAACAAAAUGAGCUGCUUUAGUCUAUAGUUGAAUAUCACCAGACAGUUGCCAAACAGAUUGUCAAAACAGGCUGCUUUAUUUUUAUAGCAAGAGAUAUAAAAGCCGAAAAGCAAAUAGUUCAUAGCAUGCUUAUAGUAAGAGAAGAGUGGAAGGGGAGGCGGAGGCAGAUGCCUUUUUUCCACUUUAUUUUUGUGGUGUCAUUCUUCCAGUCCUUUAGGACAUCUGGUGACAUUUCACUUGAACAUGUGAUGGAAGGUGCCAAUGGAUUUUUAUGAUUUUGUACUAAGCUGCUAUUUCUAUGUGUUACUGAGAGUUGCUCAAGUUAAUCUUGUGUUUGAUACUUGGGUCUUGCUGAUUUUGGUGGCUUGAUGAUCAGGCAGGUAUCCCUCUCUGCGAUUGCUUAACGGCAUGGUUUGGUCAAAAAUCAAAUUUAAACAGUUUUCCACUUAACUUGGAUGUAUUUGCUCAGCCAAGGCAUGUUUGGAAUCCAAGUUUUGUAGCUACAAGGUCAACAUUGCUAGCAAAUGCUGGAGGUCAAUAGUAACCCAAAUCUUUUUGGGUAAUACAUCCCCAAACCUCUCUCAGCCCAUUUAAAUGUCCACAUCUUUAUUAUGGCCACACAACCUUCCUUCAAAAGCAGUUAAGGAUGUGUAGACAGAAGAGAUUUGGGUGAUUGUUGAUGUUUAAAUGGGUUUGCUAGCGACUUGUAGCUCCAGCACUGAAAUAAAUAAGCUAAAUUUGGACACCAAACAUGUCUUGUCUAAUCAGCUACAUUUGCAGAAAGCAGAAAAUUCUCCAUCCAGAUUGCCCAUCUGACCCCUUACAGGAAGUACCUUUUGCUUUAUACACAGCUGGUCUUAGAGCCAUGUGACCAUUCCUUUAGUUCUGUUCAUGCAGUGUUCAUGUUUCACCUCUGAUUUAAUGUGAAAGAUCUGAUGUUCUUGUUUAGAGUGUGAUCUCACACACUCACUCAUAAGCUCCUGAAGAUCAUGAUGAGCUGAGUUGGAGUGAGAUGUGAGGUUAGGGUUGGACCUAACAUCUGCAUAUGAGAAGUUGUCUGUGAGUAUAGUGCUAAUGGAUUGGUUUUGAACUGUGAGAAAGUUACUGCACGGUUUCUGCUCAGUGAUGUUCAUAUGAGAGGGUGAGUCCCCUCCACUGUAAAGCUCAGGAGGCCCCAACUCUUCAAUAUCUUCACUUUUUUUUUUUUUAUACUUAAAUGCUCCAUGUACUGCACACUCAAACAAUAAGUCAGGGCAAUCUGAAUGAUGGUUGAGGUUCUACACUACCGUUCAAUGGUUUUCAAUAAUAUAAACUAGUUGUAUAGAAAUGUAUACAAUGAUUCAAAUUUGUAACUGGAUAAUUACAAUAUAUUAUUUAUCAUGUUAUUUGCUUGUUUACAGAUUUAUUGACUGAUUAAAAAUACCAUUUUGGUGACAAGUGUGUUUUUCAAAUACACGUUGCAAACAGUAGUUUAGUAGAUAAAAAAAAAGUUACUAUGGCUAGUGAUUCCAAACUUUUGAACAGUAGUAUAUAUGAGCUUGUGUUUUAUAUGCUGUCUUGUACAUUGAGGUCAGGCAUUUGUAUACAAAGUAAUAUGAAUGAAAUAAAAUAAAUUAUUUAAUAUCAGAUAAAUCUGGUAAUUUCUCACAUGAACCUACGCUAUGAUCCACACUCACGUUGACAUUGUUUUUUUUGUUUUGUUUUUUAUUAAUCACUGUCAACAUGGGUGGUUCCACACUGUUGCUUAGCAUUCUGGUAUCCAUAAUAACUGCGCUCCACCUCUGAUAUGCAUGCAUAAGCUGUGCAAUAACUGUGAUGUACUGCAGUGUGAUUUAUGUGCUUGUUGAUCCUGCAGUUUUAACGUUGCUGUUUGAAUUUGAGCUUGAGAUUUUGAUUUUGAAAAUUUUGAUACAAAUGCUUUACUUUGUUAUUUGUAUUAACAACUAAAAUAAUAUAAAAUAAACAAAUGUUGAAAUAGAAA